CUGUCACUACUCGCUUAUUCACUAGCACGUAUGUAACAGGAAGUGCAAAAUAACAAGUGUAGUGUUAUAGAAAAACUAAAAAAAAAACAAAAACUAAAUUAAAGGGUUAAGCUCAGUAGUGCAAUUGACGGUAAAACAUGGAACGGCUUAAUUACUAAUAUAAAUAUUUGCCAUUUCGUUUAAUGUAGUAAAUAAAUGAUGCUAAUUGUGACGCAUAUAUGUGAGAUCUACGAAAUAUGUUUUUAUUUAAAAAUCGUAUUACAAAUCUAGGGGAGUAAUGUUUCGAAGUCGUAGUUGGUUUGGGGGCGGUUGGGGUCGCCCUAAAAAUCCCCAUUCGCUGGAAAGAUUGAAAUAUUUACACAAUAUUCUAUGUAGAAACACUACUGUAUCAGAAAGUAACAGAGGAAUAUUAGUUGAAUCAUUGCGAUGUAUCGCAGAAAUACUUAUAUGGGGUGACCAGAAUGAUAGCUCUGUAUUUGACUUUUUCCUAGAGAAGAACAUGCUAUCUUAUUUCUUAAGGAUUAUGAGACAGAAGUGUGGCGGAUCUUCGUAUGUUUGUGUACAAUUGUUGCAGACACUUAAUAUACUGUUUGAGAAUAUAAGAAAUGAAACAUCAUUAUAUUAUCUUCUCAGCAAUAAUCAUGUGAAUUCAAUAAUAGUACAUAAAUUUGAUAUAUCAGACGAAGAAGUGAUGGCCUACUAUAUAUCUUUCCUUAAAACUCUCAGCUUUAAACUAAACAAUCACACCAUCCACUUCUUUUAUAAUGAGCAUACAAAGGACUUUCCUCUUUACACGGAGGCCAUCAAAUUUUUUAAUCAUCCGGAAUCAAUGGUUAGAAUAGCCGUCCGUACAUUGACCUUGAAUGUGUAUAAAGUCCAAGAUGCUAGUAUGUUGCGGUUCAUAAGAGACAGGACCGCUGCGCCGUAUUUCAGUAACUUGGUCUGGUUCAUCGGGAAACAUAUAUUGGAAUUGGACGCCUGUGUCAGGAACGAUGCUGACCACCAAUCACAACAGAAGCUAGGCGAUUUAGUAGCCGAACACUUGGAUCACCUCCACUACAUAAACGACAUCCUAUGCCUGAACAUUCCCGACCUGAACGAUGUCCUCACAGAGCAUUUACUUCACAAACUAUUGAUACCUCUCUACAUAUACUCACUCACAUCCGACACAGUGAAACGUCCGCAAUACAAUCGCGAACACUUGCAAAGCAUAGAAGUGAUAACUCGUAAUUUAGAAGCCAUAUUGACUGGGAAAAGCACGGACACUCCUCCAAGAAUAAAUUAUCCAAUCCAAAGAAUAGAAACAGAGGAGGAAAUUAAGCCGUCAGUUUCGUGUGUGGUCGCCCUAUUUCUGCUAUCUCAAGUUUUCCUGAUCAUAACCCACGGACCAAUAGUCCACGCCUUAGCUUGGAUCAUACUCCAAUCUAACUCAUCUGUAUUCGAAGAGGGUGCUACAAAAAUAUUGGACAUGUACGACAGGAACGCCAAAUCGAACGUGAAACUCGAAUUCUCCAAACCUCAAUUGAGUUUGGAGAAAGCGUUGGAGAACACGUCUUGUCCAGAAAGAGACUACACCACCCCGGAAUACGCUGAGGCUAAAGGUUUCGGCGAGGAUUUGGACAACACGGAUCAUUCAAGUUGCGAUCUGGACCCGGAACUCGUUUCCAAUUCGCUGCCGUCCACCUCGCAAAUCAGCGAAACUUCGAGCAUAGCCCACGAUUCGACGGAGGAUCUGGUGACGCAAAUCCAGACCAUUAAGAGGCAUCCCGCCAUCCCGAAAGCGAACAUGCCAGAUUCACCGCUACCAGAUGCCGUGGAACCAUCCAAAACCGUGACGGAAAUGAAUAUAACUGACGAGGAAAAGCAGAAGCUGCUGAAUGUGAUGCCGGGGACUUCUGGUGACGUCACGGAAGAUGUCCAAAGAACCACCGGGAAUAUAGAGAAUAGACCAUUCCUAAAGACCGUCGUAGACUCAUUGGAUUGCACCGAAAAUGACUACAAAGCUUUGUUCGCACUGUGCCUGCUAUACGCAUUGAUAAAUAAUAAAGGGGUCAAUCCUGAGUUGCUCGAUAUUUUAUUACGGCCAGAAGCCGAUCCCAGUAAAGCGAGCACUUCUAGUGGAUCGCCAGAUGGAGGGGAAAGAAAGGAAAAGAAAGAUAGCUUCAACGGACUCCUCAUAGCGGAAUUGAUGGCGAUUGCUAAUCUGUGUUGUAAGCCGGCUUCCAAGGUCCGUUUAGUGACGUGCGAGCUAACCGUCCGUCUUCUUCGCACGGCGAUGCAGUUCAGCGAGGGGUCGGUGACGUCACGCCAGACGGCCAACGUGCUGCGAGCCCGCGCCGCAGCCCUCGCCAGGAACUUCUAUAAGUGUGAUGACAUCUUCUUAGAUAUGUUCGAGGACGAGUACUGUGAGAUGUCUAAGAAGCCAUUGAACGUGGAGUGUCUUUGUAUGGAUGCGGCUAUUUUGUUACCACCCACGCGCACACCCAUGUCAGGGAUAGCUUUCGAAAAAAGACUGCCCAGCGGAGAGAUGGAGCGAGCUCGUCGCGCCAUCCGCACCUUCUUCUUGAUCCGAGAGCUGUACCUCAAGCUGACCGGACGGCCUGAGAGUCAACUGCCGCUAGCCAAUCCCGCACCCUUUGUGCAAGUUGGGGACGUUUUGGACCUCAACGACUCAGACCUGAUAUCCUGCGAUAUAAUCCAAAGAGACGGUACUUGGCAACAUCGCUUUUUAGCGGUGGACAACAUGCAGGUGAUCCUUGUAGAACCUGACAAACAACGUCUGGGCUGGGGAGUCGCUAAACUGGUGGGAAGUCUACAGGAUCUCGAGAUACAGGGUGACAAAGAGGACCCGAGAUGUCUUCAUCUCAUAAUACACAAGCCCCGAGUGGGUGCCAACGGAGCCCUACCUCGGACGAUAUUACUGCGGGCGAAGUUCAAAUUUGACGACCACAUCCGGAGUAUGGCGGCCAAACAGAGACUCACAAAGGGUCGGACUAAAGCCCGCCAGAAGAAAAUGCAGCAGAUAGGCCGUCUGCUAGAAGUGUCGGGUGUAGCAGCCCUAGCAGCGCCUUCAUCUCACAGACAUCGACCGCUAUUCGCCAGACCAGCCCUCGCCGCAGUCAGGAGACAUUCAGGCAUAGAUGGUGAUGAUGCCGAGAGACGAAUACGGAGAACUAGCGGUCACGUCCUCAAAGACGGCAUCGUGGUGUAUAGAGAACGAACAACCACCAGCCGAGAGAGCAGUGUAUCCCGGGGGAGCAAUGGUUCCAGGGACUCAUCACCUCGGGCCAGAUCAGAGGAGAUACCUUUAGAAGACAUCAGACGCGCCGCCGGGUCAGCCGCACCCGUCGUCGUGAGAAAUCCGACACCAACAACCUCUCAUCCGAAGGUAACCAGCGCUUCCUCAGAGGAAACCUCCUUCAUAUCCAACGAUCCAAGGAAAAGGAAGGGUAUUGUUGAGACUAUAUGAUACUGACCUACAAAUAGUUUAAUUUAUAUACCUAUCUCUCUCUUACAAAAAACACACUAAUAAGUAAGAAAGAGAUAAAAAUAUUAAUAAUAUUACCAAAAUUUUGUAUGACUGAGAAGUUCAAAUGUGUUAACCCUUUCACUCUUAAAAGGUUAGAUAAGGAUGGUGAGAUUAAAAUAAAUUAUUGUAACUUAACGCUGUGAAUACCCUCAUUAUAUUUGUACAGCCAUUGUAAUGUUAAAUUGGAACAACACAUUUUUUCUACGAGACAUAGAUUUCAAAUAGUACAUAGUAAGUAUAAUAGUUGUUAAAAACUAGUUAAAAAUCUUUAACAAAAAAUGUUAUUUUAACUUUAAUCUUAAUAUGUUAGAAUUGCCAUUAUUAAAUAAAAUUUAAUUUUUUUUAUGUUGGCAUACUGUCCAUAGAUAAAAAAUUAUGUAACAGUACUAUUAGAAAGAUUUUUUUGCAUAGCAUAGUAAGUGUGGAUGUUUAGAAAAUGUCUAUGUGUUGCUGUGAGCUUCGUGGGGUGUUGUAACGAAAUGUAUUGGUGUUUGUAUUCACUAAUUGUAUUAUAACAUUGGUAUGGCCGUGAUUUUUAUAUAAUUUUAAUUGGUUUUAAUUAAUUCGAACAGUAGUUUAGUUCCAGAGCAUUAUACAAAUAAAUUCAUAUCAUGCAACACCAGGAUCAUAUUGGGACUUCCCCUAUUAAUAGUUAGAUCUUGUGACGUCCUCGUAGUAUUAUUUUAAAUAUAUAUUAAGUAUAUUCAACUUACUGGCACCAUACAUGUGAUUUAUUGGUCUCCCAUUAGUUAGGCAUUGUUAUGAACUAAUAAAUUUUUAAUAACGUAGAAGAAAAAAAAUAUGUAAAUAUUUGCCCGUUGUAUGAUUUUUUUUUUAAUAAUUUUAUCCUAUAAUUGUGAGAAUUCAAUUCUCCUUAAUGUUUUUUGUAUGUUUAUGAAGGAGCAAUAACAUUAACAACAUUUCCUGACCCAUUCACUAAUUCAAUAGUUUUUUAACAUACCUAAUUAUCUGCAGUAUUUUUCAGAAUAACUCAUUAUGUCAUUUAAAGUCGGUCCAUGAGUUUGUGUUGUGAUUUUUUUUUAAGGUUUGCAAUACAUUUGUAAAUAUAUUAUUUUUGGUUCAUUUACUUACACUUAAUAUGGAGUUGAAAUAAAUAUAUACCAUGUUAUAUUA
Danaus plexippus (monarch butterfly) is the source of this 4663-nucleotide messenger RNA. RefSeq names its product protein CLEC16A homolog (gene ema). The coding region runs from base 278 to 3469 and encodes 1063 amino acids. The transcript has 16 exons. Gene Ontology annotation, biological process: regulation of autophagosome maturation; endosome to lysosome transport; endosomal transport. NCBI's taxonomy places the organism in Eukaryota, Metazoa, Arthropoda, Insecta, Lepidoptera, Nymphalidae. The record is from RefSeq and is a predicted model, not a curated record. Gene Ontology annotation, cellular component: late endosome; endolysosome membrane.